CCGGGAUAGGCUGGUACCCAGAAGAUCGACGAGAUAAUCGAUAAAUGGUCGGGGAAAGCCAUAGGUGGAAACCAAGUACUCGUCAGAAACCUCAUCCAGACGGAAGCGGUCGAGGGUGCGAUGUCCGCGGCCAUAAAGGAAUUUACAGACACAAUGGACGCCGACCUCAGCCCGCAGGACCGGAAGGACUUGGACAAGUUUGUCAAAUUCUUUGCGUUAAAGGCAGUCCAAGUCAUCGUACAAGCCCGGCUGGGAGAUAAGAUUUGUACUCGUUCGUCUUCCUCUCCGACAGGUUCAGACUGGUUUAACUUGGCCAUAAAAGACAUCCCUGAGGUGACUCAAGAAGCCAAGAAAGCUCUUUCAGGCCAGCUGCCAGCGGUGGGGCGCUCCAUGUGUGUGGAGAUCUCCCUAAAGACCUCAGAGGGAGACUCGAUGGAGCUGGAAGUCUGGUGUCUGGAAAUGAAUGAAAAAUGUGACCGGGACAGCAAAGUGUCCUAUACCGUAUAUAAUCGUCUGUCAUUACUACUGAAGUCAUUACUUGCUGUGACCCGGGUGACCCCAGCCUAUAGGUUGUCUAGGAAGCAAGGACAUGAAUACGUCAUUCUCUACAGGAUUUAUUUUGGAGAUGUCCAGCUCCUGGGACUUAAAGAAGGGUUCCAAGCAGUACGUGUCGGGACCGUAGGGACUCCCAUUGGAACCCUUACUUUGACCUGCGCCUAUAGAACCAAUCUGGCCUUCAUGUCUACUCGGCAGUAUGAAAGGACCCAGCCCAUCAUGGGGAUUAUUAUUGAUCAUUUUGUUGACCGACCUUUCCCCAGUACCGCACACAUGCAUCCCUGCAACUACAGGGCACCUGAGGAUCCAGGAGCUGUGUACCCAUCUGUGGAGGAUUCUCAAGAUGUCUGUGCCACGUCCUUUUCUACAUCCCCUCCAUCACAGUAUGUCUUCACUCUCAGUAAGGCACAGUGUCACACAGCCUCUCCUGUGGUUACGGACUCCCACAGGGUCCUGACGAUGGGACUGACCUUCCCUCACCAACUGUACAGCUCUCGCCUUUCUUACCAGCCAACUAUGCUCUGCGCCGGAUCCUCUGACCUGGGCUACCCUGUGGCCUUGGCUGCCGGAGUGAGUGCUACUCUUCCUCACCAGAUGAUGGUGCCAGGAAAGGAGGGAGGGUUGCCCAAUAUUACUGCCCAACCAGCACAUGGUACUCAAGCAGAUCAUGACAGAGCGCUUCUGACAUCACCAUCACAUGUAACUGGCACAACCUCCAGCAGUGAGGAAGCGGAUAUCCCAUCUGGCAGCAGCACCGCAGGGAGAAGCUCUUCUCCCAAUAAGUCUCUUCAUAUCCUUUUUACCCGUAAAGUUGGGGCUUUUGUGGACAAAUCUUCCCCUCAGGUGACUUAUGCCAGCACAGAUAUACCAUUUGCUGUGUUUGCACCCAAACUGAUCAGUGUGGAGGACACGGACCUCAUGGUGUUGUGUCCUGAGACUCCAGAAGAGGUGUCGCCAGAUGCCCGUAGUCUGCAGAGUUCCUGCUCAAGCAAUGAAGUGCCCCAAGAUGACUUUGUUAUGGUGGACUUUGAUUCGCUGCCAGAAAAGUUGGCCAUGCAUGAAAAAAACAUGGAGGAGUUUGAUGCCUUUGUCGAUUCCCUGCAGUAAGAUUGGGUGGGGGGGGUCGGUCUUAAGCUGGAGGUCCCUUACUGUAGGAUUCGGAGUGCCUCUGCUUGCCCAGUCUUACUCUUUAAACUCAGGCCAAUGUUUUGUUGUUCCCCAAACGCACUUUUCGGACUCCUGUAAGGAAUUCUUUGUAGCACAGCUGCUAACUGUACAGGACUCGCUGGCCGCGCAUGGUUAGAAUUCCACCAGGGAUUUGGUUUCUUCUAACGGACCAGACCAUUUUGGUUGGGGGGGGGGGGGGGGGGUGUCACUAUCAUGAGAAGAACCAGAGGAAGAACCCGGAAGCGAGGUGUUGAGAAUAACCAGAUGCUGUAAAUAUGACGCUGUGUUCCAAGACAAAGACUGCCAGGCUGCACUGCACCUUAUACGCCCCCUUGUGGGCGAAGUGCGCUUGUAAGUACUGCACUACCAUGACCAUGGUUAACCCAGCGCGUCUUGCCUGUCUCCACCUCAGGUAUGCCAGUAAAGAAGGGGUAACCUUAUUAUACACAAUAUAAGCCAGUUUUUCACAUCCAGUGUGCCUCCAGCUGUUGCAAGACUACGUCUCCCAGCAUGCCCGGACAGCCUUCGGCUGUCCGAGCAUACUGGGAGUUGUAGUUUUGCAACAGCUGGAGGCAUCCUAGUUGGGAGAAACACUGAUGUAGGGGUUGGAGGAUCCUGAAGCAUCACCCUAAAGCAGUGUUUCCUAAUCGGUGUGCCUCCAGCUGUUGCAAAACUACAACUCCCAGCAUGCCUGGACAACCUGUAUACCUUCAUGCCCAAUUGUAUCUCAUCUUGUAUCCAGGCUUGUGGCCCCGACAGGAUACGAGAGCUUCUUUUCAGUUAUAACAGUUUUUCCUAAUAAACUUCUCCUUUUGCUCUAAUAUUGUGAUCCCAGGCAUGUUGGUGGUUGUAGUUUUGCAACAGCUGGAGGCACCCUGGAUGGGAAAUGUUAAUAUAAGCUAUUGCUAAUAUUCUGUAAAUCAAUCACAAAUGUUAAAGGAGAACUCCAGCCAAAACUAACUUAUCCCCUAGCUACAGGAUAGGGGAUAAGUAGGUGAUCACAGGGGGCGGGUCCGACCUCCGGAACGGGACCCGGCGCCAAAUGAGGAGCUCUUAAUUUAUUUAUAUGGGAGCACCGAAAAGACCUGAGUACAGCAAUUGGGCAUCACUGGCGCUUCCAUAGAAAUGGAUGGAGUGCGAGCCGUUACGGAUACCGGAGUUAACCCCUCACCGCCCAAAAGACCCGACCCCCACCCCCCACACACACACACACACAUCAGCUUCUUAUCCCUUAUCUUGUGGAUAAGGGAUAAGUUAGUUUUGGCUGAAGUUCUCCUUUUAUGUUGUAUUUAACCCUUGUGCUUUCUUAAAGGGGUACUCCGGUGAAAA
Molecule: messenger RNA, 3051 nt
Organism: Hyla sarda
Lineage: Eukaryota; Metazoa; Chordata; Amphibia; Anura; Hylidae
Gene: ATG13
Product: autophagy related 13
Biological process (GO): piecemeal microautophagy of the nucleus; autophagosome assembly; protein localization to phagophore assembly site
Cellular component (GO): phagophore assembly site; Atg1/ULK1 kinase complex; extrinsic component of membrane
Source: RefSeq, a predicted model, not a curated record